Molecule: messenger RNA, 6768 nt
Organism: Nyctereutes procyonoides (raccoon dog)
Lineage: Eukaryota; Metazoa; Chordata; Mammalia; Carnivora; Canidae
Gene: USP28
Product: ubiquitin specific peptidase 28
Exons: 26
Coding region: 2312-5683 (1123 amino acids)
Biological process (GO): DNA damage checkpoint signaling; protein deubiquitination; regulation of protein stability
Cellular component (GO): nucleus; cytosol
Molecular function (GO): protein binding; cysteine-type deubiquitinase activity; cysteine-type endopeptidase activity
Source: RefSeq, a predicted model, not a curated record
GAAGCAGGCUCCAUGCACCGGGAGCCCAACGUGGGAUUCGAUCCCGGGUCUCCAUCGCUUCUCGGCCUUUUGGCUAAAAUCAAGUGCGAUCCCGGGUCUCCAGGAUCGCGCCCUGGGCCAAAGGCAGGCGCCAAACCGCUGCGCCACCCAGGGAUCCCCUACAUUCAAGUCUUUAAUCCACCUAAAACUGAUUUCUAUUUAGGAUGUAAGAGUCCAAAUUAAUUUUUAUAUGGAUAACUGGCUGUCUAAGCACCAUUUGUUAAAUGUCUUACAUCCACUGGUCUGCAAUGCUGUCAAAAAUCAAGUUUGCAGGAAUGGGUUUAUUUCUUGUUCUUUUAUUAUCACCUUUCAAUCUGGAGGCUAAAGUUAUUUUCACCUUCCUAUAAAAGAAAAACCGAAUCCCACGAGUUAAAGGUUUUCACGAAUUCUGAAUAAAACAGAUCUUAAAAGGUUUUUUGGGGGGAUGUUUUGUUUUCAUUUUUGUAGUGUUUGUUUUUAUUUUCUAGAGAAAUGAAAAGAACGGGACCUGAGUUAUUUUGAGUAGCAAGGCCAAAUACCUCAAAACUGGAAAUGAACUCACUUCACUGAAAGUUUUUUUUAAAAGAUUUUAUUUAUUUAUUCAUGAGACACACACACACAGAGAGGCAGAGACACAGGCAGAGGGAGAAGCAAGGCUCCAUGCAGAGUGUCUGAUGUGGGACUCGAUCCUAGGACCCCAGGAUCAGGCCCUGGGCCAAAGGUGGCGCUAAACCGCUGAGCCACCCCGGAAUCCCUGAAAGUUUUGAUCCUAUAAACUACAUUUGCCUACAGUACAUUUCAGGAAGGCUAGAAAUGCAUUUACUUUUCAAGUAGCCAAAGGGAGGCAUUUCUGGAACACUUUCUUAACGCCUAUAAUUUAACCUUGCAUAUCAUCUAAUUGUUUAAUUCAGGGGCUAUAACAAAUAGUCAUACUCUUUGCAAGAUUAGUGAGAAAGGCCAUUUUCCCAACUGAUAAGAAACUUGCCAGUAAGGCUAUUUCUGACUCAGUCUUUCCUGGAAAGGAAUCCAUAGCGCAAAGAAGAGUCGUUCCUGACUGUCAGCCCCAGCCUUCAGAUCCAGUUCCUUCAAAGCCAGUGGCAAGCACCAGUUACACAGAGAGGCAGAGAAGAAACAGAAGUAGACAUAUCCUUCUGCCCCUUUAUUCUCUUCCUCACUUACUCUUCAUUCUCAUUUAUCCCACACAAGCUCCACACAAGUAUUCAGUAACAUUGAAACGGGAUCAUUUUAUUAUAAUACAAACUAUAUUCUGGCUUUGAGGUAAGUCAGAAGCAGAACUAUAAAUUCAUUGACUCUAUGAAUCUUUAAGAAAAAGUAACUUGGCAUGGGGACCGAAGAUUUCCAGAAAAAGAAAAAAAAAAUCAGUUUCUCCUUUAGGGAAAUACCUGGAAAACGAUUCCCUUUUUAAAAUAUGUCAAUUACUUGCUAUUGCUCCUUAUUUUUUCCCCACUCUUGAAAUGAUUAUCAACUAAUGAUGUAAUUAUUCUGGAGCCUUCACGUGUGCGUUGUAAGAAGGAGUGAGCCGGGAUUUUCUGUGGUGAGGGCACAUGUUCCAUGAUGUCUACUUUUGACAUUUGAUCACCAUGAAACUCACCGACUGAUGCCCAAGCACUGACUUAGACUGUUCAUCAAAUACUCUGGUAGAACGGGGUGUCUCUAGCUGAUUACCCUGUCCAAGAUCAGGGGGUAGUUAAGCCCCAGGAGGCUAAGAGGAUUUAUCAGAUCUAGAGUCCUCAAAGUGAUUAUAUAAGAUUUAUUAGAUCUGGACUUCUGUUUAGAACCACAUAGCAGAGAGACGCUUGACCAAAAUUCAGAGACCUUUAUUACCAAAUGGCCUGUAUAUAGCUCUUUCAGGAAUACAGGAGGUCUCUGGUGGGUCUUUUAAGGAAAUUUUCAUGAAUAAGUUAUGUUUCCACUCCCGUUUGCUCACAUUAAAUCGGCGACUUCCUACGAUGAAUGUGCAAAGACAAACAGGAGUUGCCCCAGAGACAUGGCAAAGACAUACAGAAAUAGAGCUUUCCAGUCAUUUAGAGGUAUGCAGUGCUGUGAAUAAACCAGGCUGAGAAAUCAACUUGUUUUGCAAUGACCCCUGAGUUGAGGCCAAGCACAGCUUUUGAUUAUUCAUGGGGGGGGGGGGGGAGGCCAAGACAUAAACAUAAAAGUUCUGCAACCAUCCACGCACGCACAGUCAGCCCGGUGACUGCGUUAGAUUCUGAUCCCUCUGCCGGUUUACCUGCCAGGGAAAGGGGCACCUGUGCGCGUCCAGAGCUGCCAAAUGCUGUUAAACCAACUAAGAGAAAUCACAGGCAUUCAGGACCCCUCCUUUCUUCAUGAAGCUCUGAAGGCCAGUAAUGGUGACAUCACCCAAGCCGUCAGCCUUCUCACUGAGGAAAGAGUUAAAGAGCCCAGUCAGGACACGGUUGCUACAGAACCAUCUGAAGUAGAGGGGAGUGCUGCCAACAAAGAAGUAUUAGCAAAAGUGAUAGACCUUACUCAUGAUAACAAAGAUGAUCUUCAGGCUGCCAUUGCUUUAAGUCUACUGGAAUCCCCCAAAAUUCAAGCUGAUGGGAGAGAUCUGAACAGGAUGCACGAGGCAGCCUCUGCAGAAACUAAACGCUCCAAGAGAAAACGCUGUGAAGUCUGGGGAGAAAAUCCCAAUCCUAAUGACUGGAGGAGAGUUGAUGGGUGGCCAGUUGGGCUGAAGAAUAUUGGCAAUACGUGUUGGUUUAGUGCUGUUAUACAGUCUCUCUUUCAACUGCCUGAAUUUCGAAGACUUGUUCUCAGCUACAGUCUGCCACAGAAUGUUCUUGAAAACUGUCCAAGUCACACAGAAAAGAGAAAUAUCGUGUUUAUGCAAGAGCUGCAGUACUUGUUUGCUCUGAUGAUGGGAUCAAAUCGCAAAUUUGUAGACCCUUCAGCAGCCCUGGAUCUCUUAAAGGGAGCAUUCCGAUCACCUGAGGAACAGCAGCAAGAUGUGAGUGAAUUCACACACAAGCUCCUGGAUUGGCUAGAGGACGCAUUCCAGCUAGCUGUUAAUGUUCACAGCAAUCCCAGGAACAAAUCUGAAAAUCCAAUGGUGCAGCUAUUCUACGGUACUUUCCUCACUGAAGGGGUUCGUGAAGGAAAGCCCUUUUGUAACAAUGAGACCUUCGGCCAGUAUCCCCUUCAGGUAAAUGGUUAUCGCAACUUAGACGAAUGUUUGGAAGGGGCCAUGGUGGAGGGUGACAUUGAGCUGCUUCCUUCCGAUCAUUCGGUGACGUAUGGACAAGAGCGUUGGUUCACAAAGCUACCUCCAGUGUUGACCUUUGAACUCUCAAGAUUCGAGUUCAAUCAGUCCCUUGGUCAGCCAGAGAAAAUUCACAAUAAGCUGGAGUUUCCUCAGAUCAUUUAUAUGGACAGGUACAUGUACAAGAGCAAAGAGCUUAUUCGAAGUAAGAGAGAGUGUAUUCGAAAGUUGAAGGAGGAAAUAAAAGUUCUGCAGCAAAAACUGGAAAGGUAUGUGAAGUACGGCUCAGGCCCAGCUCGGUUUCCACUCCCAGACAUGCUGAAAUACGUUAUUGAAUUUGCUAGCACAAAACCUGCCUCAGAAAGCCCCACGUGUCAAAGUGAUGCACACAUGACGUUACCACUUUCUUCUGUGCACUGCCCAGUUUCUGACCUGGCAUCCAAGGAAAGUACAAGUAAGGAAAGCUCUUCUCAGGAUGUUGAAGGUACCUUUUCUUCUCCUGAAGAUUCUCUACCCGAGUCUAUUGCAAUGAAUAAGCCACUUACAUCUUCCCGGUCUUCCAUGGAAAUGCCUGCACAGCCAGCUCCUCGAACUGUCACGGAUGAGGAGAUAAACUUUGUUAAAACCUGUCUUCAGAGGUGGAGGAGUGAGAUUGAACAAGAUAUACAAGAUUUAAAGAAUUGUAUUGCGAGCACUACCCGGACUAUUGAGCAGAUGUAUUGUGACCCUCUCCUUCGUCAGGUGCCUUACCGCUUACAUGCUGUUCUCGUUCAUGAAGGGCAAGCAAAUGCUGGACAUUACUGGGCCUAUAUUUAUAAUCAGCCCCGACAAGUCUGGCUCAAGUACAAUGACAUCUCUGUUACUGAAUCUUCCUGGGAAGAACUUGAAAGAGAUUCUUAUGGGGGCCUGAGAAAUGUUAGUGCUUACUGUCUGAUGUACAUUAACGACAAGCUACCACACUUCAACGCAGAGGCAGCCCCAAGUGAACCAGAUCAGAUGUUAGGAGAAGUGGAUGCCCUGUCUGUUGAGCUGAAGCAUUACAUUCAGGAAGAUAACUGGAGGUUUGAGCAGGAAGUCGAAGAGUGGGAAGAAGAGCAGUCUUGCAAAAUCCCACAAAUGGACUCCUCCACCAGCUCAGCAUCACAGGAUUUCUCUCCGUCCCCAGAGCCUUCAGCAGCCUCUUCUCACGGGGUCCGCUGCUUGGCAUCCGAGCACGCAGUGAUCGUGAAGGAGCAGACGGCGCAGGCCAUUGCCAAUACCGCACGUGCCUACGAGAGGAGCGGCGUGGAAGCAGCGCUGAGCGAGCUUCAGGAAGCUGAACCCGAGAAGCCCCCGCCCCCGGAAACAAACCUUGCAGAGCAAUCAGAGCAGCCCCCAAAGGCGAAGGACGCAGAGUCUGCCGCCCAGCCUAAUUCUGAGGCCUCUGAAGUCGAGAUUCCCAGUGUGGGAAGGAUUCUGGUUAGAUCUGAUGCAGAUGGAUAUGAUGAGGAGGUGAUGCUGAGCCCCGCCAUGCAAGGGGUCAUCCUGGCCAUAGCUAAAGCCCGUCAGACCUUUGACCGAGAUGGGUCUGAAGCAGGGCUUAUUAAGGCAUUCCAUGAAGAAUACUCCAGGCUCUACCAGCUUGCCAAAGAGACGCCCACUUCUCACAGCGACCCUCGGCUCCAGCAUGUGCUGGUCUACUUUUUCCAAAAUGAGGCACCCAAGAGAGUUGUAGAACGGACCCUCUUGGAACAGUUUGCAGAUAAAAAUCUUAGCUAUGAUGAAAGAUCGAUCAGCAUCAUGAAGGUGGCUCAAGCUAAACUGAAGGAGAUUGGUCCAGAUGACAUGAAUAUGGAAGAGUACAAGAAGUGGCAUGAAGAUUAUAGUUUGUUUCGGAAAGUGUCUGUGUAUCUCCUAACAGGCCUGGAGCUCUACCAGAAAGGAAAGUACCAAGAGGCACUGUCCUACCUGGUCUAUGCCUACCAGAGCAAUGCUGCUCUGCUGACAAAGGGGCCCCGCCGCGGGGUGAAGGAAUCGGUCAUCGCUCUGUACCGAAGAAAAUGCCUUCUGGAGCUGAAUGCCAAAGCAGCUUCUCUCUUUGAAACAAACGAUGACCACUCUGUAACAGAGGGCAUUAACGUGAUGAAUGAGUUGAUCAUUCCCUGCAUUCACCUUAUCAUUAAUAAUGACAUCUCCAAGGAUGACCUACAUGCCAUUGAGAUCAUGAGAAACCAUUGGUGCUCUUACCUUGGGCAAGAUAUUGCUGAAAAUCUACAACUGUGCUUAGGGGAGUUUCUACCGAGGCUACUAGAUCCUUCUGCAGAAAUCAUUGUCUUGAAGGAGCCUCCAACUAUUCGACCUAAUUCUCCCUAUGACCUUUGUAGCCGAUUUGCAGCUGUCAUGGAGUCAAUUCAGGGGGUUUCAGCUGUGACAGUGAAAUAAGCCCCCACAUGGUCAAGGUCCAGUUUGGUCUACGGCUGCCUGCCUGUUGCACAGAAGUCUGUUGUCACAGUGUUUACCCUGGGGAAGGGAUUAGGUGGGAAAGUAAGAUUCAGAUCCAGACCCAACCAUGCUCUGCGUGUAAAGAAGGAUUGAAAAUAAAAUUGCACUUUUUAGGUACAGAAUCAUAAAAGCAAUUUCACUAAAAAAAGACAAGAGCCAUUGUAUUAAGGUAUUGAAUUAUGUCAGAAGACCUUAAAUGACUCUUGUACCUUCAAAAGUGCCUGGGCUUUUGUAAGACUCUUGCCACUUUUAAAAUUAUCCUUCAGGCAUAAAUAUUUUUGACAGUGAAUAGAAGGGUGAUCCAUCAGAACCUGAACCAGAUGAACAGCUACUAGUUAUUUUAUCAAAUACAGGUGACAUUUAAAAGUUCUUAACUGCAAGAGAUGAGAAAUCUAAACCUUGCCUGUCUCUUGACAGGAGAUGACAGUGAGUUGCUGAUGAACUGCUGCCCUUUUACAUGUGGGUAGAAAUAUAAGGGCAUGUGGCAGCAAGAUGCUGCAAAGUCAAAAGAAAGCUGCCUUUCCUCUCUUCUCUCUCUCUCCCUUAUUUUUAUAUUUUUAAAUAAACCAGAAAACCUCACACUCAGUCCUGAGUAAAGAAAGGAAAGCACUAAGGACCGUAGACAGAACGGCGUCAUGAAGCAUGAUUGAGUCACGAUAGCAUUGUGAGAGUUGUUCACUGUUUCAGUAAAAUCUUGUAGCAUCCAAAAAUCGUCAACAAUAGAUGUCAAAGGCUGCUGCUGGCCCCCACAAAAAAAAAAAAAAAAAAAACAUUUGAAUACCCCUCCCCUUUUUUUGCUUCUAAAAGAUAAGGGAUAUGGGUUUGUAAAAAGAAAAGAAAAAUCUAUAUAUAUAUGUAUAUGUAGAGAGAGAAAUAUCCCCUGUUGACCAUUUUUAAAAGGUUCCAGAUUGGAUACAUGUUUCAACCAAAUUUUAACAUGAAUGAGAGCAUAGUAGGCAGGAAGAACACUUGAUACAACUAUGCAGAUUUUAUAAAUGUGCAAUAAAAGUAUUUGUUGUACCUUU